Messenger RNA from Syngnathus typhle (broad-nosed pipefish), 2805 nucleotides. RefSeq names its product arrestin domain containing 2 (gene arrdc2). Lineage: Eukaryota; Metazoa; Chordata; Actinopteri; Syngnathiformes; Syngnathidae. Gene Ontology annotation, cellular component: cytoplasm; plasma membrane. Gene Ontology annotation, biological process: protein transport. Bases 162 to 1784 code for a protein of 540 amino acids. The record is from RefSeq and is a predicted model, not a curated record. The transcript has 9 exons.
AAUGCGGCCAUUGUGAUUGGUGGAGAAAUGAAACUGUUUCUGCUACUGGGUGCUCAAACCAAGCAAACAUGUUAUUUAAAGAUUACUUACUGGCACUCGACACCGACAGUUGACUCAAGUUCUCUUCGGUUCUUCGAGAGGAUUCCUCAUGUACCGCUGAAAUGUCAUUAAAGUUGAAUCCAAUUAAGUCUUUCAAAUUGGAGCUGGAUAGUGAGGGAGAUGCUGCCUUCACCGGAGGAGAGGUGGUGUCCGGCCAAGUGGUAUUGGAGCUCCAUCGGGACACCAAGGUGCACGCCAUGAAGGUGCAGGGACGAGGUGUAGCUACAGCGCACUGGCUGGAGAACCGUGGCAUGAACUCUGUCUAUAAUGACUACACCUCCAGGUUUACCUACUUCAGGAAGAGACAGCAUCUGAUCCGAGGCCUCCAACCGAAACUGCACAACAGUCUCAACUUUAAACCAGCAAGCGCAACAUCAUCUUCAUCCCACAACACCGAAAGGAAUAACUUAAGACGAGUAGCAACAAUGAUUUUCGACAAGUUGAAAAAGUUGGACAUCGUCUUCGACGCUGCGGACGUGGACUGUCCCCCCGUGUACAGCAGCGGGGACGUGGUGUCCGGCCGGGUGUUGCUGGAGCUCACCGGGGAGAGUCGCGUGGACUCACUGAAGCUCCACGCUGAAGGUUUUGCCAAAGUGCACUGGACCGAGUCCCGUUCGGCCGGCUCCAGCACAGCUUAUACGCAGAACUAUAGCGACGAGGUGGAAUACUUGAACCGCAGAGAGGUGCUGCUGCAGGCAGAUAAUGGCGAAGUGACCAUCCUUCCUGCAGGCAGACAUGAAUUCCCAUUCAGCUUCCAGCUGCCAGAAGAGACGCUGGUCACCUCCUUUGAGGGGAAACACGGCAGCAUUCGUUACUGGGUCAAGGUCAAGCUGCAUCGACCCUGGGCCACGGUCAGGAAGAUCAAGAAGGAGUUUACCGUCAUUGAGCCCAUUGACAUCAACACCCCGGCGCUGCUGGCACCUCAGGCCGGCACGAAAGACAAGAUUGCACGGACUUGGUACCGAAACUUUGGAGAAGUGUCUGUUACUGCAAAGAUUGACCGCAAAGGUUAUACACCAGGCGAGGUCAUCCCCGUUUUUGCCGAGUUUGACAAUUCAACUUCCCGCUCGGUGGUGCCCAAAGCGUACAUCACUCAAACUCAGACGUUCAUCGCCCGCGGCACCAUGAAGCAGAAGUGCGCCGUGGUGGCCACGCUGAGCGGCGACGUGGUGGGCGCCAGGCGCAGGGAGACCUGGCACGGUCGGGCCAUCAAGAUCCCGCCCGUGGGUCCGUCCAUUCUGCAGUGCCGCAUCAUCAAAGUGGAAUACAUGCUCAAGGUGUGUGUGGAUGUCCCGGGAACCUCCAAGCUGUUUCUGGAGUUGCCCUUGGUCAUAGGCACCAUCCCGCUCCAUCCCUUUGGAAGCAGGACCUCCAGCGUCAGCAGCCAGUACAGCGUCAAUCUGGAGUGGCUGCGGAUGGCCAUCCCAGAGCAGCCUGAGCCUCCUCCGGAGUACAGCUCGGUGGUGGCGGAAGGAGAAGCAGAGCAGUGCGACAAUAACAACAACGCGGCGGCGGCGGAGGCGGCGACACCACCACCGCCGCCGGCCGAAGAUCUGAGUGGGAUCCUCGAGAGGCCCCUCAUGGCCUUUGUGCAGGAGUUCCGCUUCCGACCUCCGCCUGUGUACAGUGAGGUCGACCCCAAUCCUCAACCUUUGCACAUGAGGCCUCGCUGCAUGACGUGCUGAACUGCAAGAGCCUGCCUGAGUGUCAAGCAAUUUAGAUUCAUCUCGUGAAUCGAGAGAUUGGUCCGACUCGUCCUCUUUGAAAAGUGGCACCCGGUCGUACCGGCAGUCACUGAGAGACUGCGGCGAGCGCCACGGUCAAAGUUGACGCCGCCGCCGCCGCCGCCGCCGGGGGGACUUCGAGACGAAGGAGCAACCCCCUGCUUUGUUUCCAAUGAACUCUUUACGGUUCUGCUAAAAUGGAAGCGGCAGCGCUACAUCAGCGAUUUUUUUUUUCUUUCUCUCUCUUCUUUUAAAAAAUCCUGAUGAUAAGAGCUACAUCGAUUCCCCUCACCUGAAUGGAGAUCGAAGGAACACGUUGAAGGGGUGAGCUCACUUGUAUCGGCUGCUUCAAAGUGUCAAGUGCCUUGUUGUAAACGGACCUUUUUUUUUACAAUCAUACUGUCAACGGUGUCGAGAGAAGUGUUGCCAGUGCCUGUGAUGCUUUCUACUAUCCACCAAGCACAAAAAUGUUUUAUGCAUGCAGUAAAGAAAAAAGAAAGAGGCAAAAGGGAAAACGUUGUUAAAGAGGAAGUGAGGAAAGAUCGAACAAAAACUGUCGUAUUGUGCAAGCGUCAGAUAGCGGGUGCUGAGUUUUGUUUGCACAAAGCAGAAAGAAAUGGGCUGUUUGUUUAUAAAAGUGAACAAGGUUCAGUGUUAAGCUCCCAUAAAAAGGAGCCGCAAUGGUGUGCUUGCAAGCGUUUGAUGGGAGCCAGAUGCAGAUUUGGGAAGCUUAACCGGACCAGAUUUAAGACGAGUUUUAAUCUGGAGAUGCCUCUGGAGUGUAUGGACAAAGAACAUUCCAAAACCUGACUCUGGGAUUAUGACUUUUUCCUCAAUUUAAAAAAAAAAAAAAAAAAAGUCUUCAGGUUCAGCUGUGUCAUGCAUGAAAAAUGCAUCGAAUGUAUUUUUAUACAAUGUUAAAUCACAAUGUUGCCAAAGUUUCCUUAUUGUGGUUUUUCAAAUAAACAAUACCGAAUCAAAA